This is a messenger RNA of Fusarium sp. VM40, 1179 nucleotides long. The record is from the annotation of a GenBank genome assembly. NCBI's taxonomy places the organism in Eukaryota, Fungi, Ascomycota, Sordariomycetes, Hypocreales, Nectriaceae.
AUGCAGAGCACUCUUCCAGCGUCUUGGUACCGCGAACCAGGCUUCUAUCAACUCGAGCGACGUGCGAUUUUCAGCAAAUCAUGGAUUCUCAUAUCUCACUCGUGUCAAUUCAACGACGCCGGGAAAUACGUUCGUUACGAAAUGGCUGGUUAUCCAUUCUUUGUCAUCCGAGACCGAGCCGGUAAUAUCAAUGCAUUCCUCAACGUAUGUCGUCACAGGGCAUUCCCCAUUGUACACAAAGAUUCAGGGCAAGCGUCGGUAUUGUCAUGCAAAUAUCAUGGAUGGUCCUAUAAGAUGAAUGGUGACUUGGCCAAGGCUCCACGAUUUGACCAUGUUGCAGAAUUCGAUAACGACAGGUACAAACUGUACAAGUUGCAUACUCACAUCGACAAACUUGGCUUCCUCUGGGUCAAUCUUGAUGCAGCGGAGACACCUACCCACAGCUGGGAGGAGCAAUUCGGUGGAGUGACCGAGCAGCCGCGCCUGAAGAACUAUGACUUGAGCAACUAUCAGUAUGACCACACUUGGUCGAUGGAGGGCAAAUUCAACUGGAAGACCUUAAUUGAGAACUACAACGAGUGUUACCAUUGUCCUACAGCUCAUCCAGGGCUCGCACCCUUUUUUAAGGGCAAUAAGCAGAUGGUAUAUGGCUGCCAGAAGCACUGGAUAGAGCAUCUUGGUGGCAAGGGCGAGGAGAGAUCAAGCUCCGUUAGCCCUACCUUUGCGUUUCCGAACGCUUCAAUAACCCUGACCCCUGUCUUGUUUUACAUGAUGUCCAUAGUUCCUACCUCGGCUACCACGAGCUUGAUGCGCUAUGAGGUUUACCGCGCUAAGGAUGCUACCGAUGAGCAAUUCAAGGAAAAGCUAGACUUUUUUGCUCAGGUUGAGGGAGAGGACAAGUGGCUCGCCAACGGAACCCAGUGCAAUCUAAACAGCGACACGUACACCACCGGACCUUUCCACCCGGAGGUUGAGGAAGGGGUGACUUUCGUCACGGAGUUGGUCAAAGGUAUUCUGCAUCAACACAUUGACGAGGAAAAGGAGCGUGGAGAUGAAUGGUGGCCUGCACGAAGAGCCUUGAUAAAGAAGACUUCCGAAGAGGAUGAGGUGUUCUGCAGAAGCGUUUGCCAAAACUCCACCUCGAACGGGAACAGUAUGCCAGAGGGACUUAGCUGGUAA